Callorhinus ursinus (northern fur seal) is the source of this 1145-nucleotide messenger RNA. The record is from RefSeq and is a predicted model, not a curated record. Lineage: Eukaryota; Metazoa; Chordata; Mammalia; Carnivora; Otariidae.
UGAUUUUUUUUUUUCCACCCAGACAAGAUGACCAAGCCUGAUGCAACAGUGUUAAAUGACUUGUGGAAGAUGUGCAGGGUCAGAGAACCUGGUCAUCUGGGUUUGUGUUUGGAGAAGGUAAAGACGCAUGCUGAAGAAGGAAGAGAAGGGGUAUCCUGCAGGAAUGCCCAAGGGAACAGUGCAUGCACACAUAUACCCAAAGCUUUCCUAGGACAGAGUUACUGUAACCAUAAUCAUCUUUGAGAACGUUCAUUGUUAAGUGUCAUGAAUUUGAGAGUUUCCUCUAAACCUGAACCUAUUGGACAGACAUUCCUUGUGUUACAGGCAGCAUGAGUUCCAGCCAGAUUUCACUGCAAAUGAACCCUCAGAGACUUAACAUGCAGAAGAAAUCUUCAAAGUGUAGUGAAUGUGGGAAAUUCUUUACUCAGAGAUCAUCUCUUACCCAGCAUCAGAGGAUUCACACAGGAGAGAAGCCCUAUUUAUGUAGUGAAUGUGGAACUUGUUUCCGUAAACAGUCAAAUCUUACUCAGCAUUUGAGGAUUCACACAGGAGAGAAACCUUAUAAAUGUAAUGAAUGCGAGAAAGCCUUUCAAACAAAAGCAAUCCUUGUCCAGCAUCUGAGAAUUCAUACUGGAGAGAAACCCUAUAAGUGCACUGAAUGUGGCAAAGCCUUUUGUCAGAGUCCAUCCCUUAUCAAACACCUGCGAAUUCAUACUGGAGAGAAACCGUAUAAAUGCGCUGAAUGUGGCAAAGCCUUUAGUCAAAGCAUUUGCCUUACCCGUCACCAGAGAAGUCACUCUGGAGAUAAACCUUAUAAGUGUAAUGAAUGUGGGAAAGCCUUUAAUCAGAGCGCAUGCCUCAUGCAGCAUCAGAGAAUUCAUUCAGGAGAGAAGCCUUACACAUGUACUGAAUGUGGUAAAGCCUUCACUCAGAACUCCUCCCUUGUUGAACAUGAGAGAACUCACACUGGAGAGAAACUUUACAAGUGUAGUGAGUGUGAAAAAACUUUCCGCAAACAAGCACACCUUAGUGAACAUUACAGAAUUCAUACCGGAGAAAAACCUUAUGAAUGUGUUGAAUGUGGAAAAUCCUUCAGGCACAGCUCAGCACUUGUUCGACAUCAGAGGCUUCAUGCUGGAGAAUAA